UAUAAAUUUCAUAAAGUAAGAUCCAGUAAAUCCAGUUCCAUCAAAUAUAUGGUACUUACGAGUGCUUUAUAUUUCUCCGCACGAAUGAAAACUUGUUUGCUCAAGGCUGCCAAAUUAGUAUGUGGUUUCAUCAGAGGCAGAUCUACUGUUUCUUGUCUUGAGAAAGUUUAAUUACAUUUAUAUAAAUGUGAACUAAAUAUUGUAUCUAUUUGAUGUACGAAAUAGAAUGUACGAAUAUUAUCUAUUUGAUUACAUUUUCUAAAAAUGAUAAAAUGUUUGUUGCGAAUAAAAAAUAGGGUUUUAAAUAUAGGCAAUGAAACUUUAAAUGGCUUGUUUUGGAAGCCGAAAGACAAAACACCAGAAGGAAAUUGAAAGAAAAAUGUUUGUAUUGUGUUACAAAAAGAAACAAUAGACUGUUUGAUGUCUAGUUGAAGAAAUCCUUUGAGCAUAGAGUUGGGCCAGGAGGUGUGUGGCAACAUAUGGCUCACGUGUCGCGCUUGUCUCUCACCUAACUAUCUCUUUUAAUACUUAUUUGUGCCGCACCCCCACAGACGCACGCCCCCCGUGCCGUUGCAGCGCGCGCCUGUGUGAGUGGACUUCUUUCGGCGUGCCCCUGUGUGCGGGCGAAUUUCUUUCGAGACGUAAUAAGGGGACCGUUUCUUUCCCGCUAAGGUUUUAAUGUCGACCACGUUUCGGUGGCGGACGCCCGCGCCUUUCCGCGGUUACCGGUCGAAACUUUUUUUAAUUUUGUGCGGACAUUGUGCUUUGUGUUUACUGUUUGUGGAUUUAUCUGAGAAGUUCUUUUUUUUGUUUGAGAUACCAUCAGAAAACAUGCCACCAUCAUUUUGCUCAAGAAGUUUCUCCCAAAAGUUGUUCGAAAAUGUAAGAAGCAGUCAUCCCACUGCUGAAGUUAUGUGACGGUUGUGAACUCUACAAGACUUAGACUCUAUGUUAGUGUAAGUGGACGAGGACUAAAAGACUAAUGUUAGUGUAACAAGUAGUGUAUGUGGAGUAAGGGACAAUGCAUUUAUCAAGUGAAGUGAGUUCUACUACGAAUGGACUGGGCCAUGAGGCGCCAUCUUCGAGUUACGGGAACAAUUUGCCGAGUCAGCCUUUGACGGCGGAGUUGUUGGCUGAGAGGACCCUGGAAGGUCUUUUGGCUGAUCAUCCUGGAGAGCUCGUGAAGACCGGCAGUCCUCAUGUGGUGUGUACAGUACUACCACCUCACUGGAGAUCGAACAAGACGUUACCAGUGGCUUUCAAAGUGGUGGCUCUAGGAGAGGUCGGGGACGGCACGCUGGUCACCGUGAGGGCUGGCAACGAUGAGAACUGCUCCGCGGAGCUCCGGAACUGCACCGCGGUGAUGAAGAACCAGGUCGCCAAGUUCAAUGACUUGAGAUUUGUUGGGAGAAGUGGGAGAGGUAAAUCCUUCACAUUAACGAUCAUGCUGGCCACCUCCCCCCCUCAAGUGGCGACAUACCAGAAGGCUAUAAAGGUGACUGUGGACGGGCCCCGGGAGCCGCGCUCCAAGACCCGGCAUCACGGCUUCCAUCCCUUCCACUUCGGACCAAGGUUUCCGCCAGACCCGCUCAUGGGGUCUUUACCUUUUAAGUUAUCAGGCAUAGCUCACCAACUAGCCGGUUUGCCUGGUGGCGAGUGGGGCGCGCUUGCGCGGCACUACCCCCCGCCGCUGCUGCCCACUCCUGCGCACUUCACGCCACACGUACUACCACCGGCGCACACGCAACACCACAUACCUCCAGCACCGCAUGAAACUGAUGUGACGUCAGAUAACCCUAUCACAAUGCACGCGCACAGCACGACGAGUCCAGCAAACUCACGUCCGAGCUCACCACAAGACGAUGACAUCUCUGUCACAGCAUCCAGUAGCCCGCCACCGGACGACCGCCCCGGAGCUUUCACGUCCGUCACCAGGACAAGAAAACCCCUCCAGCCGCUACCAGCACCUUCAUCCCUCUUCCACAGCGCGCUAGCAGCUCAACUAUUCCUCAAUUCCCCUUUACUACCAACGCCUCCAGCUUGGUUGUACUCGCAACUGUACGGUGGCUACGAUUGGUGGUUAAGACCGCCUCCUCCUCAAGAGGAUUCGAACCAUUCGAGUCCAGAGAGGGAGGAGGAAAGCUCAAUUGCUUCAGGAACAGUAAAGAAACGUCCAGCGUCUCCGGAAUGGGCGGAGCAAGGGAUGCGGACCCGGAGUAAAUCGCUCAUCACGUCAGAAAGACGGCCGGUUGACGUGUGGCGCCCCUACUAGUGUACGUGAUUUUUAAACUGUCCAAUAACGCGAUUAUGUAGAACAUUAUUUUUUACAUUCAGUGUAAAAUUGUCGAGUUUCUGUGUUAGCGCAGAAUGUGUAAAUAAUAGAAUUUUUAAUGCAAGAGUUCAAGAGGGGCUUACCUUCCGACUUUAUAUUGCUGUUUGGGAUAAUUGAAAUGAGACAUCCGAAAUUACGAAUAAGGGAUACUACGAUAUCGUGUGAUCUGCAGAAAGUUAUCCGUUGUACAUAAGGUGUGUGUAUUGUGGUAUAAAUGUGCCGUGAUCAUGAAGAUAUUUUUAACAAAAUUAAUGAACAAUCGUUCUCCGUUCGUCCCGUUUCAAGUGAUGGACAAACAGACAUUUGGAAAACAACUUGUCAUAUUGGUUGCGGUAAAAUAGUGGUUAUUGUCGAAUGAUAGGUGUUUUUACGUUAGAUAAUUGAAUAUGAAUUUCAAAUCGUAACGUUUAAUGAAUUGUUGACUGUAUUAUAAGAUAAUGCAAAUGUGUAAAUAAAGUUAUCGAAAUUUU
Messenger RNA from Trichoplusia ni (cabbage looper), 2802 nucleotides. It is a transcript of the gene RunxB, whose product is annotated as runt-related transcription factor 3. NCBI's taxonomy places the organism in Eukaryota, Metazoa, Arthropoda, Insecta, Lepidoptera, Noctuidae. Gene Ontology annotation, molecular function: RNA polymerase II cis-regulatory region sequence-specific DNA binding; DNA-binding transcription factor activity, RNA polymerase II-specific; ATP binding. Gene Ontology annotation, biological process: regulation of DNA-templated transcription. The coding region runs from base 1022 to 2272 and encodes 416 amino acids. The record is from RefSeq and is a predicted model, not a curated record. The transcript has 6 exons. Gene Ontology annotation, cellular component: nucleus.